AUGGAAAAGUGUAAACCAGUGACAACUCCACUUGUCACAAAUCAAAAAUUGUCCAAGAAUAAUGGAAAUAACCAAGCUGAUGCUUGUACUUUCAGAAGUAUAGUUGGCGGCCUACUUUACUUAACUGCAACCAGACCAGAUAUCAUGUUUCUAGUAAGUCUUUUAUCAAGGUUCAUGCAUUCCCCAUCUCAAACUCAUCUUUGUGCAGCAAAAAGGGUUCUUAGAUACUUGAAAGGGACUCUUGAUGAAGGUAUCUGGUACAACAGGCAUAAAAAUAUAAUUCUUGAAGGAUAUGUUGAUAGUGACUGCGCAGGUAGCGUUGAUGACUCCAAGAGUACAACUGGUUACAUUUUUUUAUUUGGCAAUGGAGCAUUCUCUUGGAAUUCGAAAAAGCAAGAUGUAGUGGCUCAAUCCUCAACUGAAGCUGAGUAUAUUGCAGCAGCAACAACUGUAAAUCAAGCCUUGUGGAUUAACAAAAUAUUGGUUGAUAUUGCUUAA
Messenger RNA from Ricinus communis (castor bean), 498 nucleotides. RefSeq names its product secreted RxLR effector protein 161-like. Lineage: Eukaryota; Viridiplantae; Streptophyta; Magnoliopsida; Malpighiales; Euphorbiaceae. Bases 1 to 498 code for a protein of 165 amino acids. The record is from RefSeq and is a predicted model, not a curated record. The transcript has a single exon.